AUGUCUACUAAUAACAAAAAAUCUAAACUCCAUAAGAGAACAUGGGAGGAGAAUGACAAAAAGGACAAUAAAAAGGCCUAGGAAAGUCAAGAAGAAGAGGAUGAUGAAUAGAUAGAAGAUGUUGAUGAAAAUGAAGAUGAUGAUUAAGAAGAAGAUUAAUAAGUCUCCAAUAAAAAAUCAAAAGCAAAUAAAAAAAAUGAAAAAGCAGAAGAAGGCAAUCAAGAAGAAGAUGAUUGGGAAGAUGAAGAGGAUGAAGAAGACGAUGAAGAUGACGAUGACCUAGAUAGUGAAGACUUGAUAGAUAUUACUAAAAAAAAAAAUGAAUUAGAAGAUGAAGAGGAAGAUGAAGAUGAUGAUGAUGAAGAAGGAGAAGAAGGCGAAGAAGAUGAAGUACUUAAUGUUGAUUUUGAAUUCAAAGAUGCAAAUGAAACUAUGUUCCAUUCUGUGAAAGGUUUAAUAAAUGGUUAUUUAGAUGGUUCUGAUUACAAUUCAAGUGAUUUAGCAGAUAUUAUUGUUAAAUAGUUUACUUUAGGAACUUUCAUUGUGAUAGAUGAAGAGGAAGAUGAAAACCAAAAAAAAAUUAGAGAAAAAGCCAAAUUAGAAAGAGAGACUAAUGUCAUCGGAUUUUCUACAUUUAUAAGUGCUAAAUAACAUGAAAAUUAAAGCGUUGUAAAAGAAAUUAUCAAAUUUGUUAAUCAAAAAAGUGAAAAGUUCAAUAAUGAAGCUGACCAUAAAAAACUCUAAAAUAUCUUAGCCAAAAAUAAAGUUGGUUUACUUAUAAAUGAAAGAAUUAUUAAUGUAGCUCCUUAAGCAGUUCCCGUUCUCCAUACAUAGCUCUAGGAAGACUACAAAUGGUUCAAACAAAACCAUUAAAAAGAAUUUAAAGAAAAUUUUGAUUUUGAGUAUUUGUUGUGUAUCACCCGUUGUGCAAAAGAAGUUAAAGGAACUUAAGACCCAUAAUAAGGCCAAAAAAAGCUCAAAAAGGAAGAAUUAGAUGAGUAUUUGUAUCCUAAAUUUGAAGAUUUUCUACUUUUGGAAAAAGCUGAAAUUAAAUUUUUCUUUGAAGCUGCUCAAUCCAAAUCCUAAUCUGGUUUAAGCAAGAAAAAUAUGGACGAAAUAAAGAGCAAAGAGUUAAAUUACAAGAUUAUUUAUUUAAUAAAAAUAUCAGACUACUUUAAAUCAAUUCCAGAAAUGCCUUUGCAUUUAUGUGAUUGA
Molecule: messenger RNA, 1215 nt
Organism: Tetrahymena thermophila SB210
Lineage: Eukaryota; Ciliophora; Oligohymenophorea; Hymenostomatida; Tetrahymenidae
Product: p21-carboxy-terminal region-binding protein
Exons: 1
Cellular component (GO): nucleus
Source: RefSeq, a predicted model, not a curated record